Molecule: messenger RNA, 8041 nt
Organism: Trichosurus vulpecula (common brushtail)
Lineage: Eukaryota; Metazoa; Chordata; Mammalia; Diprotodontia; Phalangeridae
Gene: SHROOM2
Product: shroom family member 2
Exons: 11
Coding region: 112-5385 (1757 amino acids)
Biological process (GO): actin filament organization
Cellular component (GO): apical junction complex; adherens junction; apical plasma membrane
Molecular function (GO): actin filament binding
Source: RefSeq, a predicted model, not a curated record
CGGGUUGGGACCGGUGCUCACUGCUCCGCGGCUCCUAGUCCAGCGGGCGAGUUGCUCAGGGCGCUGGGGCCGGGAGGCGAGCACUCACCGCUGCUGCGCCUCCGGAGCGCCAUGGAGAACGCGGAGACCCGAGGCGGUCGGCAGGAGCCAUUCCCAGACAAAGAUCCCCGGCUCAACCCCUUGUUCGCGGAUCAGGGGCAGCCGCAGCAGCCUUUGAUGAUGGUGCUGGAGCCCAGGGGGACCGACGGGCACAGGCUGGUGGAAGUGUUGUUGACUGGGGGGGCUCCCUGGGGAUUCACCUUGAAAGGAGGGAAAGAACACGGAGAACCUCUUAUCAUUACUAAGAUUGAAGAAGGAAGCAAAGCUGCAGCCGUUGACAAGUUACUAGCUGGAGAUGAGAUUGUUGGCAUAAAUGAUAUAAGCCUCUCAGGAUUUAGACAGGAGGCGAUUUGCUUGGUGAAAGGUUCACACAAAACCCUAAAGCUAGUCGUGAAAAGGAGGAAUGAUGUAGGCUGUAGGCCUCAUUCUUGGCAUGCCACCAAAUUCACAGAGAGCCAUCCUGAGACUGUUUCCUCUCAGUCCAAUGUCUGUACUUCUUGGCACUCUCGGUACCAUGCAAGCUCUUCAUCCCAUGACCUGUCAAGUUCAUGGGAUCAGACAAACCUGCAUCGCACUUCUGACCAGUUCAGUUCUCUGGGUAGCAUGGACAGCUUGGACCACUCUUCCCAGCCGUACUCCUAUGGACGACUUUCUGCUGCAAAAUCCAACAGUAGCAUUGACCACCUAGGCAAUCCAAACAAGCGUGAUUCUGCCUAUGGCUCAUUUUCUACCACCUCUAGCACCCCUGACCACACUUUGUCGAAGGCUGAUGCCUCUUCCACAGAGAACAUGCUGUAUAAGGUAGGCCUAUGGGACUCAGCAAAGCCAGGAACUAGCAAACAAAUCCAGUCCUUCAGUGAUAAUAUUCAAAGCCUAGAAGAGAGACUUGGAUGUUUGCCAUCUACUCUCCAGUAUGAGAAUAACAGAAGCCCUAGACUGGAAGAAAAUACCGACCCCAAACUUAUUAAUUCUGGAAGGUCUAGUUUUGGGCCUGUUUGGUAUGUUCCUGAGAAGAAGAAAGCAUCUUCUUCCCCACCACCUCCCCCUCCACCUCUCCGUAGUGAUAGCUUUGCUGCUACCAAAAGCCAUGAGAAAGCCCAGAAUCCUGCAUACUCGGAGACAGCCAGCACCCAGCACUUUACUGUUCUGAACCGAUCUCAGCCAAGGAGUGAAUGGAGACCAGAAACUGCAGAUCAGCCGCGAAGAAUGAUAAGAGUGAGUGAUGGGAAAAGGACCAAUAAUGCCCCCUAUAAACCUGAUCUUAACUUGGACUACAGUUGGCCUUCCUCUGAUGAUAGAUAUAGCAACAACCCAGGGAGUAAUAACAGGCUACAGUCUUCUUUGUCCAGCACAGAUGUUCGUUUUGCACAGUCUGCUUAUGGUUACCACCACCAACGCCAAUAUAGCGAUGAAAGCACUUUUUUUCACAGUUCCAGGGCAGCCAAUUCGUCUAAGGAACAGCGACAUUUAGCCCACUAUGGUGGCCACCAAGAGCUGCCUGCCGACCACAUUCAGACCUACAAUCCUGCCCAAGUUAGGCUACUGAGUGCCCCUGCUUCCAUUAAUAGUGCUACUGACCAGAAGAUGGAGAACACUGGACAGUCUCGCUACUACUGUAUAACAAAAAAACAACCAGCUCAGGGAAGCAACCAGCCACAACUCCUCAAAGAUGAAUAUUGGAGGUCUGGAACUGGAACUGAUGUGUCUUCUGGACCACAUGAAAAUCUUGCCAUAAACAUGAUGGGCCAAAAAACCAAAUGCCAUCUACCUCACUGUGACGAGUCUUCUAUAGAUUUCGGUGAGAGGAACAAUUCUUACCCAGUGGCUAGAGGAGGGGAUGGCUGGUCUACUGGUGAUGAUGAGUCUCAGAAAUCCAGCCACCUUGAGAAAGCCAAUCAAAAGAGAGUUGCAGAAGACUUUAAGUGGGGUGAAGAAGAAAGUAGCAAAAUCUCUCCACAGAAGACCCCCAUGUUGCAUUCCUUAGCCCAAGAGGGAAAAAACAGGUCUGAAAACAGUCAAGAUGGUGGUAUAGAGAAACCACUACCAUUUGAUGCGCAGGUAGGUAAACCAACACGAAGGAGUGACCGAUUUGCAACAACCCUAAGGAAUGAGAUUCAGUUGAGACGAGCAAAACUUCAGAAAAGCCGAAGCACAGCUACUUUGACCGGGACAAAUGAAGAAGAAGAAUAUGCUGAUGGCUGGAAAACAGAGGCAGGAGAGAAUUUCAAUACAACUUCAGAGGGAUCUUUCAAUAAUACCUAUAAAGACCAUUUAAAAGAAGCCCAGGCCAGAGUUCUGAGAGCUACCUCUUUUAAACGGCGAGACUUAGAGCCCAGCUCUGCUGACCAUUACCCAAGGUCAUCACCUGAACGUAAGGCUAAUGGAUACAGUUCUUCAUCCUUGUUGACGCUGGAUUCUGACAGUGCCUCUCAUUUCUUUGAUGGAAGCCAGACCAAGGCAUCUACAUCUGGGAAUGGCAUGCAGCAUGUCCCCCGCAUUGGGGGCAGGAAGAGAUUCACAGCAGAACAAAAGCUGAAGUCUUACUCUGAACCAGAAAAAAUAAAUGAGGUGGGAAUUUCAGGAGAUUACCAUCAUCCCUGCCAGUAUCCCAACACAUCAGGGGAAACCAUGGGCUCUUUUGCCGAUCGGUGGAAAUUUUUUGAGGAAACGAGCAAGCCCUCCCAUCAUAAGCCUGCCCAAAGACAAGCCAUUUAUGGCUUGCCAAAAGAACAAACUGAUAGACCAGGUAGGCAAAGUUAUGGACACGGGGUAGGAGAACAGUGGUAUCAGAAAAGGACACGGACUUCUUCUUUUGGAGAGAACUUAAACUGCAGCAGUAGUAAAGUUGAAAAGGUGGGGAAAUCUGAACAACCUCAGAGACUGGGAACCUUUGCGGAGUAUCAGGCUUCCUGGAAAGAGCAAAGAAAGCCCUUGGAAGCAAGGAGUUCUGGGAGAUAUCAUUCAGCUGACGAUAUCCUGGAUGCUAGUCUUGAGCAACAUGACAAACCCCAGUAUAUACAUGAAAGAUCCAGGUCAUCACCAUCUACCGAACAUUAUAAACAGGAACCCUCUGCUGGAGUGAGAAGGCAAGCUGAUGAUUCUGGAGAAGAUAGAAAUUAUAUUUGCUCUAAAAUCAGUACUGAUGAGGGGAAUUCCACUUUGAGCUUCUUUUCUAAGCUCACUGUGUCUCUUCAGCCUCCUCUUCUAAGCAAAGAGCAAACGUGCAUUCUUUCAGGGUCUCAGAGGCCAGCAGAUACAGAACACCCGGGAGAAAGUCCAGGAGAAAAAAGAGAUCCAUUGGAUCAAAAUCUAAGCAGCAAUUGGAAAUCCACUGAGCCAUCUCACUCCAGAGAGCCUCCGGUUUUGCCACAGGAGAGCCGGGGCAGAUCUGGGACAUUGCCUAGUGAUUAUAGGUAUUCGGAAGAAAACGAAAAGGAAGAGACCCAAGGUUCUGACGUGCCCCCUCAGACCUGCUCUGAAGCACAUGCUAAGAACGACAGUGUCCAUCCCUCCUCGCAAGGCAGAGAAGAAGACUCGUGGUGGAUAGAUUCAGCACCGUUCAGUAAAAGACGGGGGCCAGCACCUCAAAGGCCGCCCCCACCCAAACGAGACGCCAGUAAAUUCAGACGGCAGGACUGCUUCGCGUCCUCCGUCGGAAACUCUUCUGAAUACCUGCUAGCAGUACCUGGCAGGCCUGUUCAGUCUCAGUCCCCUGAUUCUCCUGAUGUGUAUGUGAAUCCUCCGACCCUUCCCCAGAGUCCUUCCACUUUCAGUGAAAAGCCUACGAGUGCUCAGCCACAGGAUUCUCGGCAAGCUGCUCCUUCAGAGAAUGAUUGCCAGCACUUAAAUGAAGAAACAUCAAACCUUAAGCCCGAAGCUGUUUUGUCUUCAAAAUACCAUCAUCUUCCAAAAUCUGGAAUGGAGUCAUCUCGGUCCCCUUCGCCUCAGUUCGCUCCACAAAAACUGACUGAUAAGCCUCCAUUGCUGGUCCAGGAUGAGAACUCAGCGAGAAUUGAGAGGGUCAUAGAUAACAACACCACGGUGAAGAUGGUCCCCAUCAAAAUCGUCCACUCUGAAAGCCAUGCAGAGAAAGAGAGUCGACAGAACCUUGUGAGCACCAUGGAACCUCCUGCUUUGCCCAGUGGCUUGGAAAAAGACCAAAUCAAGACGCUGAGCACCUCUGAGCAGUCCUACUCACGCUUUUGUGCCUAUACCAGGCAGGGUGUGGAGCCUGAGGCCGAGAAUAAAACCAGAGUGUCUGACUCAGAACCAGCUGAAGCCUUGGGGUACAACUUGAAAGACAGUGAUGCAAACACCCCUGUUGUCAGCUACAUGAAGGCCAAAGAGAAGACACUGGAAGACUUGAAGUCAGAGGAGCUAGCCAGGGAGAUUGUAGGAAAGGAUAAGUCUUUGGCGGAUAUUCUGGAUCCCAGUGCGAAAAUAAAAACCACCAUGGACCUGAUGGAGGGAAUCUUCCCUAAAGAUGAACAUCUCUUAGAAGAGGCUCAGCAACGUAGAAAGCUGCUUCCAAAGGGUCCUUCUCCCAAAAUUACAGAGGAAAAGAAAGAAGAACAGAGCUUGCCAUCUGCCAUCUCCCUGACAACCAAUUCUACUUACUACAGUACAUCUGCACCCAAGGCUGAGCUUCUGAUUAAAAUGAAGGACAUGCAGGAGCAGCAGCAGCAACAGCAGCAGAUCGCAGAGGAUUCUGAAGAUGAACUCGACCAUGACCUGUCAGAGAAGAAGCAGGAGCUCAUCGACAGCAUCAGCCGAAAGCUGAAGGUACUGCGGGAAGCCCGGGAGACUCUGCUUGAGGAUAUUCAGAACAACAAUGCUCUAGGGGAUGAGGUGGAGGCCAUUGUGAAGGAUGUCUGCAAACCAAACGAAUUUGACAAGUUCAGGAUGUUCAUUGGAGACCUUGACAAAGUGGUGAACCUCCUUUUGUCCUUGUCUGGAAGACUAGCCCGGGUAGAAAAUGCCCUGAAUAACUUGGAUGAAAAUACAUCACCUGAGGAACAGCGAACGCUCCUGGAGAAGCAAAAACUGCUCACACGCCAGCACGAAGAUGCGAAAGAACUCAAGGAGAACCUGGACCGCCGGGAGCGGAUCGUCUUUGACAUUCUGGCCAGCUACCUGAGCGGGGAAAGCCUGGCCGACUACGAGCACUUCGUGAAGAUGAAGUCAGCCCUCAUCAUUGAGCAGCGAGAACUGGAGGAUAAAAUCAAGCUGGGGGAGGAGCAGCUCAAGUGUUUGACUGAAAGCCUGCCACCAGAACGGGCCAAGUAAGAGGAGAAGCGCCCUGGUGGAGGACCGGAAUGGCAGUUUUUAGGCCCGCUUUCUGAGCGUGCAAAGUGGGUGUGGGGUGGGGGACCCAGCUUAUAUUUAUGCCCUGUGGAUAGAGUCCUAAAAAAAAUAGCAAAAUUGCUAUUUUACAAGAGCAAUAACUUCCUCAUUUGUUUUGUUUGGAUGAUGUAUUUAAAUCGUUUUAGUUCCUUCUGAUUGCUGAGCUCAGUGGCUCGUCUUAUCCUUUCGUCUUUAGAAAUGACUGCAGAGAAACUAGAGAAUUUUAAGCUUCAAUUUCAGUGUGUUGUGAAGUCUGUUUCCAGUAGAGCAUGCAGAUAAUUUUUUAAUGAAAUAGCUACUGUUUCUCCUGUCUUCAGAUGCUGUACGGAUUGUUGGUGAACCCAAUUUAAAUGAGCAUGUGGACAGCGUGCAGCCUUAGUAAGAAAAUGAGACAUACUGGGGGAGAAGACUCUGGUGCAGAUCUCUAAUAAUUCAUCCAGGGAGCAGGGCUGCAUUUUCAUAUCUGUUCCAUCUCAUUUAACUUUAUAAGCAUUAAUUUAUCAUAUCAUAUAAUGAUGUUAUCUGGUCCUAGCAGAUGAUAAUAAUUUAUUAACACUUUGGAAAGGUGAAUGGUUUGUUUAGUGGUUUAGAACCAGUUGUGAAAUUGAUUACCUAAAUUGUUGGCUCAGGUAUCCUGAGAUUGAAAUACCACUUAAGGAAAGAGUAUGCAUGCCUUCCCCCCUACUCCCCCAACUCAAAUGAUGUUUCCUUGCAGACUAAGUUCAUUAUUUUUGAAAAUGUCCCUAGCAGUAGCAUGGCCAUUAGGAUUAAGGAGUUGGUGUUUCACCAGAACAUUCUUAACAUAAUCUCCGUUUUCUUUUCACCUGUACCAUAGUUGUUUUGUGUGCACACAGUCACUAAAAUAGUGAUGUUCAAUACUGCUUACCUCCUUUGAUAUGCCUCAAUGUGUCACCAAAGCUUUUUUGGACACAUUUCAUUCCGUUGUUUAUCUCACCCUACUUGUAGCGACCACGUGAAAUGUAUAAUUCCUGUGCAGAAUCUUUUCAUAACUGUUUUCUAAAAGUUUGUACACUUUUUUUAAUCACGGAAAAACAAAAUUCCAGCAGAAGCAAAGGCCGUUGUCAUAUGUUUCCAGGAGUCUCGUUAAUUUCACAGAAGAUAAUUUUAAAAGUGAUAUGCUUCCACAGAAAUCAUUUUCUAACUCAGUGCACGUUUCAGGGCAAGAGGAAGCCUUGGACCAACUUCAUAUUUUAGACCAUAGUGGGACAAUUGUUAAGGAAUCAUUUUAAUACUUUUUUAAUUGUUCUAUUUCUCGAGAAUGUUUUCCAUUAGGCCGGCCAACCUUCCUUUUAGUAUCCGUCAGAAGAACUGUACAUACACAUACCUGCGCACACAAAAUUUUAAAAGAACAGAAACAAAACACACUAAAUUAGCUGAUAAGGAAAUCUGUUCUUAAACAUAACACAACUUCAACAGCUGUAAUUCUGUCUUUUGUCAAUUUUAAUGUAUAACUUCCCACAGAAUGAAGUUACUAAUUAGGAGGUUUUUUUUUAAUGGUGUUAGAGGAAAAUACAUACACAUAAGUAAUAUGUACACACAUACAUAUGUACAGAAAUAUGUACAAACCAAAAUGGGCAGGCAGUCUGCAUUGUUGGAGGAACCUUCCAAAUCAAUGAGAUCAUAGAUCUAUAUGAAUAGACAGAUACAUGUAUAUGUGUGUAUACAUAUAUCAGCUACUCUUUCUACCCUAACAUAGAUCAUUUUUUCAAAGUUCUUAUUCCUGUUAAGUUAAACUACCCCGCCUCCCCCCAAACCUCUUUUGAGUUUGAAAGCCCCUCUACUUCUAAUGAAGUAAUCUCCCUUCUGCCCAGAAGUCAUUUGCUGCUGUGACGAGUAAUGUCAGGGCAAAUGAUAACUUAAAGAAUUUCAGUGUGCUCCCCCCCUCCCAAAAAUAGACAAAGAUAGGACGUUUUCCCUUUUAUCUGUAAUUCCCUAUCCCUUUGCCUGUUCCCUACCAUUAAAGGAAAUUCAGUGUAUUGAGCAUGUUGCUGAUUUUGUUACUAAAAGAUCCAUGACUUUAUCAGUCUGAGUACUCCCUUUGGUGAUGCAGAGUACAAGUACAGUAUUGUAGUUGUUUUGAUGAUAAAUGUAUGUGUAAUGUGAAUAAUAUAAUUUGUGUCUGUAUCUAAUACUUUGAUUUAGGCAUUUCUCUCACACAUAGCAAUACAGAGUGCUCUCCUGUCUGUUUGGCAAAGCAGCAUCUUGUUCAUCACUGCCUCAACCCAUUCUCUGUUUUACCUCUUCUUCAAUGUUUGGUUAGAAGGGACCCAAAGAUUCUUGUGUCUCCGUGUACAUAAGUUUGUAAAUAGCUAUAUUAUUGCUUAAGAAAAAUCUGGUGCUAAUGUUUUGCCUCUGGCAUUUCUUAGGUGAUGGCUAAUUCUUCACCUUAUGUUAUAGCUCCAUUGUAGACUUCAUUGUAUAGUGAGAUUUCCGUCCUGGUUAUUGGCCGCAGCUUGGAUUCUGCAGCCUUUAGUGGAAAAAUGUGUACAGAUUUCAUGCUUGACACUUAACACUUACCUAUUGGCAAAUUAUACUGCUUGACUUAAAGGAAAUAAAUAGUGUCUAUUUCAGUGUAUCA